GCCUGACCCCGCUGAUACCGAAGUUGACACACUAUUUAAUGAAAUAUUGCCAAAAAAAACAAGUGCGUGGGAUGGACUCCACAUAUGACAACGACUGCAUAGAAAUAAAUGUUGAGGAUUUCGAUAAUACACUUGAGCUACAAAAUAAGACAAUAAAGGAAGAUCAAAUGAUGGAAGAAGAAAUUGAUUUUGAACCUUGGGAACACUAUACACCAAUGCAAUUGAAAACGCCAAAAAACAGGAAGUUGUGCCCUGAAAGUGUAAAUAAAAAACAUACAAGCUGGGCUAAAUUAGCAGAUAUAAAGAAGAUGAAAGAAGAAAUUGAGUUUACGAAAAUCGAACACACGUUACGUGUACAGCAAAUGAAAGAAGCACAUGAACUACAACAAAAAUUUAUCAUUGAGAAGCAUGUCCUUGAAAUGCGGAUACUGGAGGAUCAAUUAAAACCAAAGUGA
Molecule: messenger RNA, 455 nt
Organism: Zeugodacus cucurbitae (melon fly)
Lineage: Eukaryota; Metazoa; Arthropoda; Insecta; Diptera; Tephritidae
Exons: 3
Coding region: 39-455 (138 amino acids)
Source: RefSeq, a predicted model, not a curated record